Molecule: messenger RNA, 5319 nt
Organism: Cladocopium goreaui
Lineage: Eukaryota; Dinophyceae; Suessiales; Symbiodiniaceae
Source: the annotation of a GenBank genome assembly
AUGUUGAGUUCAAAGGAUGGUAGGUGUUUUGCCUGUUCAGCAGUUGGACACUCUAGGAAGGAAUGCCCACAUGUGGGAGGAAAGAAAAAGGUGGCCAAGACUAAGGCUAAGGAGUCGCCACCAAAGGGUUCCAAGGGAGCAGAAGCUGAGGCUCCUAUGGGUCCGCCCCCGGGCAUCCCGGUUCCAGAGAAGGGUUCGACUUCGGUCGACAAAACGAAACUUCAAGAGGAUGGUGUGGGGUCGAAGGGUACGGUGGUGAUUGAUGACUUGUUGGCUGUCGGUGAUGAGGUUCGUCGAUGGUGGUUGGAACGGUUCCCACAUAUCCCGGAUUCGGUGCUGCAGUUCAUGGUAGGAGGUCCUCCCUGUAGAUCAGUGUCCCGAUUGCGAAACAUCCGGCCGGGUCCGGUUCCACUUCGGGGUCGCUACUCGGAUCGUUAUUGUUUGGGCGGUCUGGGGACCAUGGAUCAACUCAAAGUGGACGGCGAUUCCGCCCUUUUCCUCAAGCAACUUGGAUUGUGGUGCCUAGCACGCGAAUGCCAGAUGCCACAGUUGCCGGGGGUCGGGUUCCUCCUGGAAUCACCGGAAGACCCGGCGGAGUAUGCUGGUGAACUUGAAGCACCAUCUUUUUGGGCUUGGCCAGAGUGGGACUACUUGGAAUCUUUGGAUGAAUCCCUCCGUAGGGCGAAGGACCCAGCCACUGCGAAGGUCGUCAAAUAUGCUCUGGUAGGAACGGUAGUUGUGCCUUGGUUUCAUGACAUGGAAGAAGAUGCCAAGUCCACCAGUUCUCCACUGCCGGAUGGGGUAGUUUUGGGGGAGCAUGUUGUAGAAGUAGUGGAGGAUCCGUCAUGGGGUGAGGGGUUAGACGAAGCUGAGUAUGCUUUGGAAGAACCAGAUGAAGACCCUCCCUCCGGGGGAGCGGCACUGGCUGAGCCAGCUGAAAUAGAACCCUCUGGGGAUCUUGAAGAAAAGGUGAGUGUAAAGGAUCCAGUGUUGGAAAAAAUGGAUCAAGUUGCUGUUCCUCUCAAGGUCAAACAGGUCACCUUGGCGGUUACUUUGAAAAGCCGCCACCAAGCUGAGGUUACCCAAGGGUUGGAUUUGUUGUUCACCCGGUUCAAGUACCUUGGUUUGGAGCCCCGCAGAAUCCAUUCGGAUCGGGCCAAAGAAUUUUUGUCGGAUCACAAAGUCAUGCAUGUUCGGGAAGCCAUUUUACCAUCACCCAUGGGUAUUGAUGUCGCCAUCGAACUUCAAGAAGCUGGCGGGCAACCACCACCCAUUGACAUGACUGAGGAAUGCCCUCCAAGGAGACUCGUUGGAAAGCAGCCCUUGCCCUUAGGUCCUCCCAAACCACCAGCCAUUGUCACCUUUCCACAUGGGAUGUAUGAUUCUACCACGGAUGACCCCGAAUAUGAACCCAGCCUUUUAGAGGAUGAUGAUCCACGUGCCUUGGUUCCAUCGGUUGCCGAUGGGGGGGAGCCUCUUGGCCUUUUUGAAGACUCUGGCAUCUCUCCAGAAAGCUCGGUGCCUCUGGAUGUGGGGGUAGCUGAAGCGUCAGGGGCGGGGGAGACGGUUGUGGAUGCGCCUUGGAUGGAUUCGUCGGACGGUAGUGCGGUUCCGGGGGAGGUGGUGGAUGGUAUCUCCAAGGUGGUGGUGAGACGGUUGGAGUGUAGAUUGGUUGAACGGGUGUGGUCGGAGGUUCGUGACAGGAAUCAACAUGAGAUCAUGGACAAGCUCCACACGGUUCCCAUGGAUGAAAGUAGUGGUAGGGUAGUCGGUCAAACAAUUGAAUGGUUGACGGAGGAACGUAGUGGGUUAGAAAGGGAUCUGAGUGUCUUGGCUGAGCGGGAGAAACGGGAAACUCUUAGGCUCUGUGGUGUUCAAGUUGGUGGUGACCAGGUUCAUUUGGGUAAGGAUGGUGAAGUCCUUCAAACCACUACGGUUUCUUUGGAUGAAGUGAGAAAAAAUCUUCAGGAGUGGAUCCCGGCAAUGAAAAAUGAGUACCAUUCUCUCACGGAGGAAACCCAAGCCAUCAUUCCAGUGGAAGAAGGUCAGCUUGACAUGUCACAGGUCGAGCACUCUACGGAUUCAACAGUAGCCCAAAUCAUUGGGCUGGACAUCGGGACAGAACAGUCAGAACUUUCCGGUGGACGGACACGGCGACUGGCAAACGGUUGGGGUUGGUUCAAACGGCUGAAGGGAAUUUGUGGCGCAUUGGGUGGGAAUCUAAGGAACACACCAGUGGCCAAGUCAGAUCCUCCUGAGGAACCCGAAGUUGCCACAGCUGAGGACGUGCGUGCUGCACAAGCCCUGACUGGGGAGCUGACCAACUCAGCAUCCCGCGGCAUGACAGAUUGUCCCGCCAAGGUCGCCACUGCAGCUAAGGUUGCAGCGAUCUCUGGUGUGGCUGGAGCAGCGUGCUUUUUAGCUCGUGCUGCACAACUUCGAGAAGCUAUGCUGGAACUGGAACCGCUGACUGCGUCGCUGGGAGCUCUUUUGGUGGGAAUAGCUGCUCUGCUUUUGGUCGUCAAGUGCUCACGGUGUCACGACUUGAACGAUGUACCGUCUCUACGGUCGUUUCCUAGGGUAGGUCACGACUUGGACGAUGUACCGUCUCUACGGUCGUUUCCUAGGGUAGGUCACGAUGUAAACUAUAAUGAUUCCACCACCUCCAUCACGGGUUUCGUGGAUGAUGUAGAGAAUGUGCGUAGCUCAGUGUACAGGGCUGAUGUGGUGGUGGAUCCAGUUCCAAGUGUGAAGUUGGUAGGUCCUGUGCAGGCGAGAGGUUGGAGCCAAGUUGACAAGAACAAAGAAGACCCAACAAGAGCCAAGGGCCACAAGAAUGAAAAAAGAAAGACAGAGUGGGCCGUAGGGAAGAGCAGAACGAGGGAAAACGAACCCGUUCUGGUAGGAGAGUUGCAGGAGGCAGGUGUUUCAGGUGAAGGUCGGGUUCGUAGCGAGGGUUCGGCUGAUGGUUCGGCUGUGGCUAGGAUGACGGCUUGUAGAGAGUCUCCCGAAUUGGAGAUGCCAAAACUAUUGGACCUUAGCCUCCAAGGCUCCCCAGUCUCUCGGCCGCGCCUCAAAGCCAUGGCGUCCCCGGCGGCGCAAGUGGAAACUUUCCCGAUGGGCGCUGAGUUGCUGGCACUGGACCUAUUUCAGGAGCCGCCACAGGGGAGCUCCGAUUACUGGAAAAACCUCCAGCUGGGAGGCCGAUCCUUCUGGAUCAAGUACCACCGCAAACUUAGGUGGCAGAGUUUGCAUCCCUUGCACCGCAAGUCGCCGAAAAGCGGUUUAGAGCUCCAGCCGGAGCGAAUGCAAAUCAGGUACCCAGUGGGGUAUCCCGUGAGGAAGCUGACUGUGGUUGAUCGUUGGGAUGGGCCAGUCGAAAAAGAACGGCCGUACCAAUGGCGAGGAUAUACCAUCUUCGUCACUUCAGCUGGUUCGCAAGGUCCAACCCCUGCUAUGGCUGAAGAAGGGGGACUGCACCCGCCAGGUGUACCACCGGAGACUGUGGACGAGUUCAACCAGGGGGUGACGGAAUCCUGGUUGGCUCCACCAAUGAACUUGGAGACGGACCAGCACUUCGAGGGCAGUGAGGCGCACUGGGGACCUGGGUUCAGCCAGGCGCCACAAGGUGUACCUCAAGGAUAUUCAGCGCCUGUGGCAAUCAGUGCCGCGGCAAUCAAUGCAGAAGAUGAUGCUACGGUGGAAGCCAGGUCCCACCAACAACGUGCUCUUGAAGGACUGGAGGCCGGGAAGACAGUUGAGAGGGCAAUCGCCCAUGGCUCCAUUGCCCGCCGAUGGCGAAGGGCCCCUGUGCAAGGGCAACAAGGAACCCUCAGCGCUCCCCGAGCAAACCGGGCUACGGGUUCUAUGGGCAGUACGGAUGGCUUCGAUCGCGGUCCAGAAGUACACCCGCAAGCACAAGUGGACUAUGAGGCUGCUCUGGGACGCGCGCUGAAGAGAGGGACCAAGAAGGGAUCCAGCAAGAUCUAUACCAAGGUGGAAGGAGGUUUGUCUGGCUCACGGCAGGCGCUGGAUAGUCAGAGAUUGGCCCAGCGGCGGUGCAACCGCCCUUGCGCCGACCAACCGUUGCAGCCCCUCCACCCCAACAAGUGCCUACUCCGCGGUUGCCAGAGUGGGACGUCGUUGGCGAAGCCAUGGAAGAUGGCGAUCAAGCGCCGGCCUCGGGAGGCGUCGGUUCAAAGCAUCCGACCGCUGCCCGAAUCGAGUGACGGGGAGGAAGAGGAGACGCCUCUCCUCCUGGCCGUGAGAGAAGAGCUGUGCGACAAGGCGGCCGAUGAACCGGAAAUCCACGGCGGAUCUGUCAUUUGCCCAGCUGGUCCCGGGGCUUUCGCCGUCAAAGUCUGUGGUUUGCUCGACCUGGCACUGGCCAUUGCGGCCGCGGUGGUGUUGCGAGAACCGUUGGGCAAAGAGUUCCACGUCUUGCAUGCGAAAAUGGUGGAUUUGGGCAACCUGCGCAGGUUCGCCCCAGGGCCUUGCUUCACCGACCAGAUCCGGAAGAUCAUGGAGUGGGCAAUCCUGACGUGCGGUGAGCAUCGCACACAGCUGUUGCUCUGUGGAAUGCUGCUGUUGGCUCUGUUUCUCUUGAAAAAGUGCAGCGGAUGUGUUGCAGAGUUUGUUGUCCGAAAACUUGCAGGUGAGGAACAUGUUGAAAGAUUCUUUGCAAAAGCUGAAGUGGUUCAAAUGGUUUUGCUCUGGCUGGCCGACAUGCUGUCAGAUGUGUACGUGACCUACAAGUACUGCAAGCAGAGGAUGUAUGUUUUUGCUCUUCUGAUGAUCUUGAUUUGGCUUGGCAGCGGAUGCGUAGCUUUUGGCCACAGAUAUGUGAGCUGGGAACGGUGCAGCAGUGAAACCCACCUUGGCUAUUGGGCCUCAGGCUUGAACAAGUAUGGUGAACCAAAGCCUGGUUUCAAGAGCUUCGCGCUGUACGUUGCACAGAUCCAGCCUGUGAUCAUGGCCUGGGACGGUUGGCUUCAUGGCAUGACUCGACACCUGCGUGAGGAAAAGAUGUUGGCUGCACUGGCCGAGGGUGCGCCGUCGAGUUUGUUGCAGCUUUAUGCUAUGAUGUUGGAACCGCCGAGAAAACUCCGAAUCAGCGACCAGCCCUCCGAAUCAAUCACCACGAAUCAGCGACCACGAAUCAGCGACCACAUAAUGAGAAUCAGCGACCAUAUUUCACGGAUCAGCGACCACAUUUCACGGAUCAGCGACCACAUAUCCGAAUCAGCGACCAUGAAUCAAAGACCACGACUCAACGACUACAUGCUAACCCUUAUGCUUGGGCGCUGUUUCUUUUUCUAA